GCACUGCCAGUCCUCUUAUCUCCCAUAGCACUCCCCCUGCCCCCACCUGGCACCAGACGGACCUUGGACUCGGUCAAUGGCUCACCCUCCUUUACCCCCCCCUCACCCCGCCUCCGGCAACCCUGGUUAGUUCCUCAUGUUAAAAGUGCUGUUCUGGCAGCUUCUGUCUCUUUAUUCUUAAACUGGCGUGGGGAUAAGACGACAGAGCAGGAGGAGGAACUGCGCUGUGGACUCUAUGGCCAAGACCACCCGCUACGAGGCGACUCCUCAGGAUGAGCUGCCGGCCACCUCAGUACCCAACGGGACCUCAAAUUCCUCCUCCCGCCAGCCCCCCGAGGACUCCUCCGGCAAGUCUCCCGACGACUCCAUGAAGCUGAAGAAGGAAAUCUCCCUGAUCAACGGGGUCUGCUUGAUCGUGGGCAACAUGAUCGGCUCGGGCAUCUUCGUUUCUCCCAAGGGUGUGCUGAUGUACAGUGACUCGUACGGCCUCUCCCUUGUGGUCUGGGCCAUUGGGGGGCUGUUCUCUGUCUUUGGGGCCCUGUGCUACGCAGAACUGGGCACCACCAUCAAAAAAUCGGGGGCCAGCUACGCCUACAUCUUGGAAGCCUUUGGGCAGCUGCCGGCCUUCAUCCGCCUGUGGACCUCUCUCCUCAUCAUUGAGCCCACCAGCCAGGCUGUCAUUGCCAUCACAUUCGCCAACUACCUGGUGCAACCCGUGUUCCCGUCCUGCGAGGCGCCUUACCUGGCAGGCCGACUCUUGGCUGCCGUCUGCAUCUGCCUCCUCACUUUUGUCAACUGCGCCUAUGUGAAAUGGGGCACGCGGGUGCAGGAUCUGUCCACCUACGCCAAGGUGCUGGCUCUCAUUGCUGUGAUCAUCGCCGGCGUGGUCCGCAUUGGGCAAGGACAUUCGCAGAACUUUGCCGACCCUUUCGAAGGAUCCUCCUGGCACACGGGGGACAUUGCACUUGCCCUGUACUCCGCCCUCUUCUCCUACUCGGGAUGGGACACCCUCAAUUUUGUCACCGAGGAAAUCAAGAACCCUGAAAGGAACCUUCCCCUCUCCAUAGGCAUCUCGAUGCCCAUCGUCACAGUGAUCUACAUCAUGACCAACGUGGCGUAUUACACAGUGCUGAGCAAGACAGAGAUAUUAACAAGCGACGCUGUGGCCGUGACCUUUGCCGAUCAAGUUUUUGGAGUUAUGAACUGGACGAUCCCACUUGCUGUCGCCCUGUCCUGCUUUGGGGGGCUGAACGCUUCCAUUUUAGCCGCUUCCAGGUUGUUUUUCGUUGGUUCCCGUGAGGGGCACUUACCUGAUGCCAUCUGCAUGAUCCACGUCGAGCGGUUCACGCCUGUGCCAGCGCUGCUUUUUAACGGAGCCAUGGCCCUGGUCUACCUCUGCGUAGAGGACAUCUUCAAGCUCAUCAAUUACUACAGUUUUAGCUACUGGUUCUUUGUGGGCCUGUCGAUCGCGGGGCAGCUGUACCUACGCUGGAAGGAGCCAUCAAGGGAACGUCCCCUCAAGCUCAGCAUCGUCUUCCCCAUCAUCUUCUGCCUCUGCACUGUCUUCCUGGUAGCCGUCCCCCUCUACAGCGACCCCAUAAACUCCGCCAUUGGCAUUGCCAUAGCAGCUUCUGGACUGCCCGUCUACUACCUGGUGGUGAGGGUGCCUGAGCAGAAGAGGCCGCACUUCUUGCGCCGGGCCGUGGCCUCCAUGACGCGGCUCAUCCAGCUCGUAUCCUUGUGUGUCCUGACGGAGAUGGAUCCCGACACAGAAGCGAAGGAUCAGUGAUGCGGACGCUGCCCAGGGGCAGUGGGGAGGCCGGCUUCUCCCCUCGCCUGCUCCUUCUGUAACAGACUCUUUGGUGACCUCUAAUUUAUUGUUUGCUACUUGGCCAGACCCAUUCGCGAGGAAGUCUUUGGGGACUCUGCCGGGACGGCUGUUGCAGGAGCCGAGAGACUCGCUCGCCUAUUUUUGUUCCUGUCUGUGAAACGUGGGAGUGUCGGUGUCCUCUUUUGCC
Lacerta agilis (Sand lizard) is the source of this 2018-nucleotide messenger RNA. It is a transcript of the gene SLC7A7, whose product is annotated as solute carrier family 7 member 7. The record is from RefSeq and is a predicted model, not a curated record. Gene Ontology annotation, cellular component: membrane. The transcript has 10 exons. Lineage: Eukaryota; Metazoa; Chordata; Lepidosauria; Squamata; Lacertidae. The coding region runs from base 236 to 1789 and encodes 517 amino acids. Gene Ontology annotation, biological process: amino acid transmembrane transport. Gene Ontology annotation, molecular function: basic amino acid transmembrane transporter activity; L-amino acid transmembrane transporter activity.